GCCUCCAUGGCGUUCGCCGCGCGAAUCUUUCUGCACGGUCCUUAAACCCGCGACGUUCUUGACUCACCAUCGCCGCGCAUGACCCUCCACAUCCGUGCUCCGUCGAACCAGCCAACGAUGAUCAGUCUCGAGCCUGCCGAACCGGAAUACGCAUCGCGCACAAUCAUGUUGCAGCAGGAUAACGGGCCACCGGACAGCGAACCUACUCGGUUCGACCUGCGGAGAGUUGAAAAGAUAUCGGCGGACCCGCAUCAUGAUCCUCGCGCCGCCGCCUGGUUCGUCGAACGUGGCGGUGGUUAUCAGGAUGCAUAUGCGAAGUCCGGCGUGACGGAGGACGAGAUCAAGGUUGUCAAGGCGGUGGAUGGAACCCAGCCGUACGAGCAUAAGUUCGAGCCGCUGAGCGGUGCUGUGACGGACGACCGAGCGCGUGAACGCUUGUUGUUCAUGAAACGAGACCCCGCCCUGCGCGAGUUCCACAAGUUGGAUAAAUUCGACCUGUAUGUGAAUAUAUACAAGAACCACGAGGACUGUAUGACGCUGGUCGGAAACGCUGCCCGUGCGGUCGCGGACAAGGUCGUCAACGUGUGCAAACAGACUGGGAGUACUCUACGAGGAGCCUUUGCGAAAGUCGCUACUGUGUUCGGCUGGGGGGCGACCGAGGCAAUGCCAAAGGAGCAAUGCGUAAGUGCCGUGCAGUCUACACCGGAGAUCGCAAUUCACUGGUAUGGCAGGAAUCACAUCGAGCGACGAUGAGCUGGAGGUGAAUACGGAGCUCGCAUCGUGGUGUGAGGGAUUGGCGAAGACAAUAGCUAGUGCUAUCCAGUGACUGUUGGAUAGUUA
This is a messenger RNA of Fomitopsis serialis, 840 nucleotides long. RefSeq lists its product as uncharacterized. The transcript has 4 exons. NCBI's taxonomy places the organism in Eukaryota, Fungi, Basidiomycota, Agaricomycetes, Polyporales, Fomitopsidaceae. The record is from RefSeq and is a predicted model, not a curated record. The coding region runs from base 79 to 753 and encodes 224 amino acids.